AUGCCGCGACCAAACAACUCCAUCUCCAGCUUCCUCCCGCCGCUCCAUGUGUACCGCCAUCUCCUUCGUGAAUGUACCUAUCUCCCCCCCGCGUGGCGAUCCCCGAUCAUCUCCACCAUCCGCGAACGAUACCGAAACUACCGCAAGAAUGACGACCGACAACAGAAGCAUCGCGCCCGCGCAUUCCAACUGCUCAACACCCUGAGGUCGGCCAACGAUGGUCACAGAGCCUCGAUGCAAAACUUUAUGCGUAUGGCCUUUGGCAGACAAGGGAUUCGCCGGCGGAAGCUGAUGAAGAGUUUCGUCUUCCCGGACACUGGCCCAAACAACUCGGAGGACUUGGAAGCUUUCCUGCAUGCGACCGACAACACCAGGGCAAAGGUCAAGUCUGGCGACAAAAGCCCACCCACCAGCCAGCUCGAUGGAACGGCGACUAUAAACUCCGACAAGAGACCCAAACACGCCUUCCACCUCGACUGGGAUAAACCGAAGCUACUCAAACUUCUCUCAAGCCAGCGAACGAUGGAGAAGGCCAACCCCCUCAUCUGGCUCUCCCGCGAAAUCAGAAAUCUCGAAGAAGACCAAUAUGUCCCCAAGACCACCAUCUGGGGCAAGCCGCCCGUCGAGGACCUUGUCAACUCUAAAAAGGGCACAUGGUGGAAGAAGGCUGCGGCCAAGAUGAUGGUUCCCCUCGAAAAGAACGAGUGGGAGGUGCUUGGCCGACUGAGCGCCGGUGCCCAAGACGUCGACGAGGAUUGGAAGAUUUCCGAGCGACGAGCGCCUGGGAAGCUCCUACACGACGAUAAAUCAACGUCCAGUGCGGUAGAUUGGGACUGGGAGGGCUACGCUAGCUACAACGUCAAUCAAGUCGAGCGGGAAAAGUCCCCGAAGCGAAUCCGGCGUACCGGUCAGGAAGAUACCGGGCCAUACCAGGCACAGCUGGCUCGGCGGGAAAUCACUCCACGAUGGUACAGGCGAGCAUACACGAGGCUCUGGCAAAUCACACCGGUGAUGGAGCAGGACCCGCGGUCGUUGAAACAAAAUUUCUCUUGGGGCACUUCACGAUCUGGUCUAAGGCCAGCGAGGAAGUCCCAGCUCGACGUUUUUGAAGGCGUCAAUGACAAGGGCGUAAAGCUACCGGAUCCUCCCAGCAACAGCUCCUGA
Ilyonectria robusta is the source of this 1164-nucleotide messenger RNA. RefSeq lists its product as uncharacterized. Lineage: Eukaryota; Fungi; Ascomycota; Sordariomycetes; Hypocreales; Nectriaceae. The record is from RefSeq and is a predicted model, not a curated record. The coding region runs from base 1 to 1164 and encodes 387 amino acids. The transcript has a single exon.